AUGCAAUCAAAAUUGCUAAUCGUCACGAUUUCUCUACUAAUCGUCUCAAUUACAUCUGCAAAUAGCACGGACUUCAGCACAGAGCUGGAAACAAAAAACGAGGUUUUCGGUGAGUUUUUUCUCAUUCUGUGUUAUUUUCCAGCCAUAGAAACUCAAUUUUUUCAGUUUUUCCUACGAGCUCCGGUGAUGAACCCGAAGAAUCAGUUUUUCCUGCGACCGAAGAUCGAAUUUUAGGCGCUGCUGAAGAAGUUGGCACAUUUUUCGGCAGAAAUUCAAUAUUUGCCGGGAUGCUUCUUGGAUUUUUGAGUGGAAUUAUCACAGCCUCAUUUGUUAUUUUGUUAAAGUCGUGGUGUUCAAAGAGAAGGUGAGUCUAGGCAAAAAAUCCUCUAAAUCUGGAAUAAAUUGCAGAUUCCGUGUCAAAAUGCAAAUGAAGGACGAUCUCUACAACACCACAAUUUGCUCACAAAAUUUCGGCGGGAAAACGAUUCUUCAAGAAGUCACAUUGAUUUCCCCUGAAAAUUCGAUGGUCUAG
Messenger RNA from Caenorhabditis angaria, 532 nucleotides. Lineage: Eukaryota; Metazoa; Nematoda; Chromadorea; Rhabditida; Rhabditidae. The record is from the annotation of a GenBank genome assembly.